UUUAUUUGACGACAUAUUUAAAACAACCGGUGUAAAAUGAAGAUGUAUUUUGAAGGGCUGCACCGGAUGUGUUGCGUGUGGUUUCCGCUAUUGACGGCUCUGUGGUAAAAGGCGUCGCUAGUAAACACCUCCGAAAACUCACAGCGGACAUUAAACCUGCAAACACCGAGGUAUCGAACCUCCUCCGCGGCUCGUACCCACACAGACGCUGCUGCUCGGUUUCCCGGCCCCGUCCGCGGGUGUGUCAGUGACGGUCAGCGUCUCGAAGGACUGCCGGGGCGUUAGCCAGCUAGCUCGCUAGCACCUCCACCUAGCCGUAGCAGCAGCAGCAGCUAGCAUUAGCAUUAGCGCCAGGCGACAAGAUGAUCGCGCUCAUCAACAAACUGCUGGACUGGUUCAAGGCGCUGUUCUGGAAGGAGGAGAUGGAGCUGACCCUGGUGGGGCUGCAGUACUCCGGCAAGACCACCUUCGUCAACGUGAUAGCGUCGGGGCAGUUUAGUGAAGACAUGAUUCCUACAGUCGGAUUCAACAUGAGGAAGAUCACUAAAGGCAACGUCACCAUCAAGUUGUGGGAUAUCGGCGGUCAGCCUCGCUUCAGGAGCAUGUGGGAGCGUUACUGCCGAGGAGUCAGCGCCAUCGUUUACAUGGUCGACGCAGCAGAUCCAGAGAAAAUCGAAGCCUCCAAGAAUGAACUCCACAACCUGCUGGACAAACCGCAGCUGCAGGGAAUCCCUGUUCUGGUUCUGGGGAAUAAGAGGGACCUACCAGGAGCUCUGGAUGAGAAGGAGCUCAUAGAGAGGAUGAACCUGUCGGCCAUCCAGGACAGAGAGAUCUGCUGCUACUCCAUCUCCUGCAAGGAAAAGGACAACAUCGACAUCACCCUCCAGUGGUUGAUCCAACACUCCCGGACUAAGAGGAGUUCCUGAGAACAGAGACACGCCCCCUACCAAACAGGCCACGCCCAUACACAAUGACACACCCUCUCUCUGAUCCCCCCCCACCCAUCUCACCCCACUGCUCUUCAACAACAUCUGUACUCCCUCUCCCCACACUAUCACCCUCCCUACACCCACCCACCCCACCCCCCCGCCCUCCACCUCUGGAUGCAUUGAUACCUCUGGGUACUGGUUUCUCCGCAGCUGGAUCAAAGCCUCCCACAGUUCCCAGUUAAUCUCUUCUCCUGGUGAUUUCUCACCGUGAAUUAAACGACAACCAGUUUUUGUUCAUGUGGUAGUUGAAGAAAAACAAUUUCUUCAAUUCUCCUGACAACCUCACGGAAUCGUCUUAUUCUGUUUGACUGUGUGAUGAUUUUAAAUAUAAACCUCACUUUUCACAUCUUAAUAUAUAUAUUUUUUUGCCCAAUUUCUAUGAUUGUCGCAUCUGAAGAAAUCCUCCUGCAGCUCAGAGUUAAUGGCGGCGGGAUUGUUUCUGCAGAAAGACGUGAACACACAAGUUGAUUCAAACACUCGAAUCUGCGGCAGCGAGAAAAUGAGUUGCUCCACGUGGAAGAAACGCUGAGGCUCCAUUAUUAUCAUGGUAAUAACAGUAUUAACAAUAAUUAGGUCAAAGUGAUUCUGUGAAUGUUCCGUGGACGGGUGGGUGUGGUUUUAAUGUCUGAGGCAGAGUUCACAGCAGGAGCCCGAUGAAGUGAGGUCAUCUCGGUUUUAACAGUGACGUGGUAUCAGUGCAUCUUCACAGAUCCACACAACAACCUCCAUCAUGUUUACCUUCUUUAUUUAAUCAAACCGUCGGCCAUUUUGACUGUUGAUCUUCACCGUAACUGCCAAAAACUACAAACUGAUAAAAAUCCUUUUUGCUUUUUCUUUUCCAAAGGCCAUAAAAUAACACUUUGUUGUCUGGAGCCUGUUGUGUGGAUCUGAUCAUUUCCUAAUCCUAUUGCCUGCCAUCAUCAUUUCCUCUCCGCCUUCUUUCCCCACCCCUAUUGAUUUUCAUCCCUCCCUCUCUUUUCCCUCUCUACCUCCACAGCAUCUCUCCAUCCAUUAUUUCACCUUUAUAUAAUCCUUAGAAGCUCCUCUUCCUCCCUCGUCGGUUGUAAACUGCUUGUCCUCCUCUGUACUCCCUCUAUCUUUCCCUCCUUCCUUUUCUUAUUUUUGGAUGUUUCCCUCUUCCUCUCUUUCCUCGUCGCCCAGCCCCUCGCUGUCUUUCUCUCUCUCUCUCUCUCCCUCUCCUGCUGAGCGAGGGAUUAAAAACCUUUUUAUUGCACUGUUGAUUUUGGUUUUGUAAGAUAUUAAUAAUGAGAAUAAUGUUAAUAAUCUUCUUAUUGUGAUAUAUGCUGGUCUGUCCAGAUCUAAUGAAGUGGUACUUAAAACUGGAGAAGGAGAUUGUUAUUGUUUCUGUUCAUAUCUCUGUAAUAAGCUUUUUAUUUCUUAUAUGUUUUAUAUGGUUGUUUUUUAUUGUUUGUUGAGUUUUCUCUGGACGCUCAGCCGGAGUUCAGUGUUUCUGCUCUGAGACGUCUGCUGAUUGGACCAGGGGUGUCACGUGAUCAGGCUGCAAUGUUCACACCCUGGCUUUAAAUGGAGAAUUGUAAUAAGACUCAUUAAAAGCCACAAAUUACAUUU
This is a messenger RNA of Pleuronectes platessa (European plaice), 2579 nucleotides long. RefSeq names its product ADP-ribosylation factor-like protein 8A. Gene Ontology annotation, cellular component: lysosomal membrane. The record is from RefSeq and is a predicted model, not a curated record. Gene Ontology annotation, molecular function: GTPase activity; GTP binding. NCBI's taxonomy places the organism in Eukaryota, Metazoa, Chordata, Actinopteri, Pleuronectiformes, Pleuronectidae. The transcript is spliced from 7 exons. Bases 363 to 926 code for a protein of 187 amino acids. Gene Ontology annotation, biological process: protein transport; anterograde axonal transport.